AUGACCCACCAAAUACAUGCCUAUCAUAUAGUAAACCCCAGCCCCUGACCACUAACCGGAGCUCUCUCAGCUCUUCUCAUAACAUCAGGUCUUAUCAUAUGAUUCCACUUCAACUCCCUUAUACUCCUAAUUUUAGGUCUUGCUACAAAUACACUAACGAUAUAUCAGUGAUGGCGCGAUAUUAUUCGAGAAGGAACCUUUCAAGGCCAUCACACACCAAUUGUACAAAAAGGCCUUCGAUACGGUAUAAUUCUAUUUAUCAUUUCAGAAGUAUUCUUCUUCGCAGGCUUCUUCUGAGCCUUUUACCACUCCAGUCUAGCACCAACUCCCGAACUAGGAGGCUGCUGACCCCCAACAGGUAUUUAUCCUCUAAAUCCUAUAGAAGUGCCUCUACUAAACACAUCCGUCUUACUAGCCUCAGGCGUUUCCAUUACAUGAGCCCACCAUAGCCUGCUAGAGGGUAAUCGCAAACAAAUACUUCAAGCCCUGUCAAUUACCAUUAUAUUAGGCAUUUACUUUACCCUGCUUCAAAUAUCAGAAUACUUUGAAACAUCCUUUACCAUCUCCGAUAGUGUCUACGGAUCAACUUUCUUUAUAGCUACAGGCUUUCACGGACUCCACGUUAUCAUUGGCUCAACUUUUCUAACUAUUUGCUUCUUUCGACAAUUAAAAUUCCACUUCACAUCAAACCACCAUUUCGGAUUUGAAGCUGCCGCCUGAUACUGACAUUUUGUAGACGUGGUCUGACUCUUCUUAUACGUCUCUAUUUAUUGAUGAGGGUCCU
Molecule: messenger RNA, 784 nt
Organism: Carlito syrichta (Philippine tarsier)
Lineage: Eukaryota; Metazoa; Chordata; Mammalia; Primates; Tarsiidae
Source: the annotation of a RefSeq genome assembly